CUAGCGUCUAGACGUCACUUCUAGGUUGAUGAGUUGUCCGUGUUAAAAUCUUAAAGUGACAAUAAUGGCUCCGAUUCUCGGCUACUGGAACGUACGAGGGAUUGCUGAACCAAUUCGCUAUCUGAUGGCUUAUACUGGAACAAAGUGCGAGUACUGUGACUACGUGACUGGGGACGCACCUGAUUAUGACAAAAGCGGUUGGUUGUCUGUGAAAGAGACGUUAGGACUGCCCUUUCCGAACUUACCCUAUUACAUCGACGGGGAUGUGAAGUUAACACAGACGACAGCGAUUAUUCGACACAUCGCCCGAAAGCACAAUCUAUGUGGAACCAGCGAAGAAGAGAUGAUGAGAGCCGAUGUAAUUGCUGCCGAGGCAUUGGACUUCAUCAAUGGAUUCAUAAAAUUCACUUAUUUCAGUCCAGACAUGGAAGGGGGAAGAGAAGCGUAUUUGAAUUCUUGCAAAGUGUUUCUUCAGCGUCACUCAGACUUCCUCAGCACGUAUCCUUACUUCACCGGCGAUCACUUAAGUUUUGCCGAUUUCAUGAUGUAUGAAAUCUUGGAUCAACUACGAACCUUUGAGCCAUUAGCUCUUAAUCCAUUUCAAAACAUCAAGGACUUCAUGGCCAGAAUCGAGCGCAUUCCUGCUAUUAAAGAGUUCUUGGAGUCUGAGUACUUCCGUAAUCGACCAAUUAGCAACAAGAUGGCACAAUGGGGAACCAAGCCUAUUCCCCGUCAGUGAAAGAAAAUGAACGAUUUAUCAACAGACACGCUCAGAUGUGAUCACAAACAAGAAUAUCGUAGUUUGAUUUACUUUUCUUUGUUCACAAAUAAAAAUGGUGGUCUUUUCUAUA
Messenger RNA from Pocillopora verrucosa, 851 nucleotides. RefSeq names its product glutathione S-transferase Mu 1. Gene Ontology annotation, molecular function: glutathione transferase activity. The record is from RefSeq and is a predicted model, not a curated record. Gene Ontology annotation, biological process: glutathione metabolic process. NCBI's taxonomy places the organism in Eukaryota, Metazoa, Cnidaria, Anthozoa, Scleractinia, Pocilloporidae.